Messenger RNA from Ostreococcus tauri, 759 nucleotides. Its product is annotated as unnamed product. The transcript has 2 exons. Bases 1 to 759 code for a protein of 252 amino acids. Gene Ontology annotation, molecular function: protein binding. The record is from RefSeq and is a predicted model, not a curated record. NCBI's taxonomy places the organism in Eukaryota, Viridiplantae, Chlorophyta, Mamiellophyceae, Mamiellales, Bathycoccaceae.
AUGGCCUCGGACUCGGGUGCGGGCGCGGUGGAGGCGACGGCGGAAGCGCGAGCGACGGUUGGCGCGCGGCGACGCGACGCGACGCCGGAGGACGCCCGAGCGGCGACGAGGGAGCUCACGGUCUCGGAUGCGUGGCGAUCGACGUCCGGGGCGAGGGCGACACGAACACGAAGAGAGACGAUGGAAAAUGCGAGACGCGCGGCGAACGAGGCGCGGAGCGCGCUGCUGAGGACGUUGAGCGAGGACGCUCUGUCAAAGGUUUGCGACUUCUUGUCGGCAAAGGAUUUGGCCUCGCUAGAGUGCACGAGCGCGUACUUUUAUCGGCCGACGCGACGAAACGACCGUGGAUUGGGAAUAUGCGAGAGAGCCGCCCGAAUACGCGCGAUUCGGGCGCCAAUCGUGGACAUGCCGCCAUUCUAUAGGAACGUCUCGUGGAAAAAGAAACUCAACAUCACAGAGCAGCGAGAAAAUCCGUUGACAUCGCGUGAAUUGUUCGUCGGAAUGUGGGUGAGAGUGAAGCCCAACGUCGACUUUGUCAAGUGCAUGUGCACGCAAGACGUCUUUGGAUAUGCGGUCGGUUGGGAGCCCGGCAUGGAAGAAACGUGUGGAAAGUGCUACCGCGUGUGCAUCGUGAGCAAUGAUUUCCGUUCAACUCCCGUCGUUGGGUUGUCGGUGGCGAAAGGUCUCGUCGCAAUCACGCAAAGUACGACGCCGACGUAUGGAUGGUAUUUUCCUUUCGAGGCGUUAACGAGAAUUUAA